CUGCAUUUUUGGGCAUCAUAAACGUAUUUUAUAUAGCUAUAUGACCAUAAACACAUUCAAAUGUUCUCUAUUAAGCCGUCUCACUAAGGUUUGAAACAUUCAUCAUCUUUCUGACGACGAAACACUUGCCGGUUGAUGACGUAUCGGUAUUGAGGACUUCCGGCUUUGGGUGCUGAUGAGACUGAAGUGAGCUGAUUGAACGACACAGAAGAUGGCUGAUAGAAGUGACCUGAAAGCUGAGCUUGAGCGCAAAAAGCAGCGCUUAGCCCAGAUUCGAGAGGAGAAGAAAAGAAAGGAGGAAGAGAGAAAGAAAAAAGAGUCUGAGAUGCUUCAGAGGGCCGAGAAUGUGUCAGAAGACUCGGACCUGGACAGAAAGAGAAGAGAGACAGAGGCUUUCCUGCAGAGCAUUGGAAUUUCACCAGAACCACCUUUAGUGCAGCCACUGCAGCUUUUAACAUGGGAUACCUGUUAUUUUCAUUAUUUAGUCCCAACCCCUAUAUCUCCCUCUUCGCAAUCAGUGAGCCCACCCAGUGAAACUGGAAGUCAGGAGUCCAUAGAUGGAGGGACAGUGGGAAGAUAUCGGACAUUACAGUGGGACACCGACCCCUCAGCUCUUCAGCUGCUUGCAGAUUCUGUUCAUGGGGGCAGGAUGCAAAGGCUUGGUGCAUCAAAAAUUGUUCAGAUUGAUUUUACGCCAAAAGAACUGGUGACAUACUCUAAAGAAACACAGACUCCUGUGACAUCUCAUCAGCCUGAAGAGGAGGAGGAUGAGGAGCUGUCAGUGACCAAAUCUGAGCCUGCGCCACAACAGCUGGAGGAGGAAAACUCUCAGGAGGCCGAAGAAGUUCAUCCAAGAGAACUGACCAAUGAGGAGAAAGAGCAGAUUAUUCAUUCAGAGGAUUUCCUGUUUUUCUUCGACCAAAGCAUCCGUGUAAUGGAGCGUGUGCUGGCUGAGGAUACAGACAUUUUCUUUGACUACAGUGGGCGAGAUAUGGAGGACAAAGAAGGGGAUAUGCAAGCUGGAUCAAACUUGUCUUUUAAUCGACAUUUCUGCGAUGAGCAUUGGUCCAAACAUCGAGUCGUCACUUCCCUGGAUUGGUCACCACAGUAUCCUGAAUUACUAGUGGCCUCAUACAACACUAAUGAGGAUGCACCUCAUGAGCCAGAUGGAGUUGUGAUGGUCUGGAAUAUGAAGUUUAAGAAGAUGACCCCCGAGUACAUAUUCCACUGUCAGUCCUCAGUGAUGUCAGUUGGCUUUGCUCAGUUUCAUCCCAACCUGGUGAUCGGAGGCACUUACUCAGGACAGAUAGCACUGUGGGACAAUCGAAGUCACAGGAGAACCCCAGUGCAACGGACGCCAUUGUCUGCAACUGCACACACUCAUCCUGUAUACUGUGUGAAUGUGGUCGGAACACAAAAUGCCAACAACUUGAUCACAGUAUCCACAGAUGGCAAGAUGUGCUCCUGGAGUCUGGACAUGCUCUCACAGCCUCAGGAGAGUAUGGAGCUGAUCUACAACAAGUCAAAGCCGGUGGCCGUCACUUGUAUGGCCUUCCCUGCAAGUGAUGUGAAUAACUAUGUGGUAGGAAGUGAGGAGGGCACCGUUUACACAGCAUCCCGCCAUGGAAGUAAGGCUGGUAUUGGUGAAAUGUUUGAUGGGCAUCAGGGGCCUGUGACUGGAAUCAGCUGCCAUAACGCUGUGGGUCCAAUUGACUUCUCCCAUCUCUUUACCACUUCCUCAUUUGACUGGACAGUCAAACUGUGGUCAACCAAACAUAACAAGCCCCUGUACUCCUUUGAAGACAACGCAGACUAUGUUUAUGAUGUCAUGUGGUCUCCAGUGCAUCCAGCGCUCUUUGCUACAGUGGAUGGCAAUGGUCGUCUGGACCUCUGGAAUCUCAACAACUACACAGAGGUGCCGUCAGCAAGUGUGACAGUGGAGGGAGGGUGUGCCCUGAACCGGGUCAGAUGGUCAUCAGGGGGCAGAGAGGUGGCCGUGGGUGAUUCAGAGGGUCGUCUUUGGAUCUAUGAUGUGGGAGAGAAGUUGGCCGUGCCACAUACAGACGACUGGAGCAAAUUUGCCCGUACACUCAUGGAGAUUCGUGCAAACCGAGGGGAUGGAGAGGAAGAAGGUGCUUUGGAGCUGCCUGCCUGAGACACACACACAGACAUUUACAUUCAGUGAGAUACACGUAAAGAUACGCUGAAACAGAUGCUUGAUAUAAAGUGAGUGAAUCACACAUACACGCUGCUGUGAUCACAGGUCUUUUUUCUUUUGCCUACAAAAGUCUAUUUAUAGCAUGGGUGUUAAUUAGCAAUAACUCCUCUUCCAAUGCUAAUAGUUAAUUCCAGAACACACACAGGUGACUGUGCUUGAUCUAACGUAUAUCUAGGGCUUGCAGUGACUAUAUAGGAGUGAGCCAAUGCUAUCACACUGUAUCAAAAUAGCUGUGCCUGAAUUAUAAUGUCAACUUAUUUUACGUAUGUUAAAGUACAAGGUCAUACUGAGAUAUGGAGAAUAUGUACUGACCGUUAUGUAAAAAUGUAUUACAGCAAAACUUAUGAAUGUGACUUUAUUUUUCCUUUUUUACCUUUUAUGCUGUAUGUGUGAAUAAUGUAAUACCAAUUGCAGCAUAAAACAUCUGUAAAGUGUGAACUUACAAUAAAGGUCA
Molecule: messenger RNA, 2672 nt
Organism: Cyprinus carpio (common carp)
Lineage: Eukaryota; Metazoa; Chordata; Actinopteri; Cypriniformes; Cyprinidae
Product: cytoplasmic dynein 1 intermediate chain 1-like
Exons: 18
Coding region: 212-2155 (647 amino acids)
Biological process (GO): transport along microtubule
Cellular component (GO): cytoplasmic dynein complex
Molecular function (GO): dynein light chain binding; dynein heavy chain binding
Source: RefSeq, a predicted model, not a curated record